Molecule: messenger RNA, 2153 nt
Organism: Acanthaster planci (crown-of-thorns starfish)
Lineage: Eukaryota; Metazoa; Echinodermata; Asteroidea; Valvatida; Acanthasteridae
Biological process (GO): proteolysis
Molecular function (GO): serine-type endopeptidase activity
Source: RefSeq, a predicted model, not a curated record
CAGUACUGACGGCCUGAUACCAGCAUCAACUAAAUACCUUUUAACAAUGACGUGCCAAACCUAAAACGUACAGCCAAAUGCUCAGUUGUCAGGUUUCCUGUGAACAUCAGGGUGCAAUUUGAAAGCAAACAAAAAUUCACUGAAAUUGGAAAAAAACAUAAAUCAUCUGUGAGUUGGGACACCAUCUUGGAGCGGAGACAUGUAUUGGGACAAAGCUUCCGAUUCAACCAUGGUUUCUCUGCUGGUGGUAUCAACGGUUCUAGCUAAUACUAUGGCGUGGGUCGACCUAGCGCCUGUGUAUACGGUAGAGGAAGCAUACUCACCAAACCGAUACAUUGUUAUCUUAAAGGAAGAAGUUCCAGCCAAAAGGUUCGCUGAAGACUUCCAAAUACAGGCACGUGACCUGGGUGAUGCCAACUGUAAAAUCAUCAAUACAUUCAGUAGCGCCCUCAACGGUUUCGUUGCAGAAAUGACCGAGGACUGCAUGGCAACAGUGCGUAAAAAUCCCUCUGUAAGGUUUCUCGAGGAGGACUCUCAGGUCAGGGUGCUACCCUUUGACCACAUUGACAACGUCCAUUCACUUCCCUUAAAGUCAUGGGGUCUAGACCGAUUAGAUCAACGCAACCUGCCACUCGAUGGAGUCUACAACCCAGACGGUACCGGAGAGGGAGUCAACGUAUACGUAAUCGAUACUGGCAUACGAACUACCCAUGAAGAAUUCGAGGGACGUGCGAAGAUUGCAUACGACGUGUUUGGAGGAAACGGUCAAGAUUGUCAUGGCCAUGGAACCCACUGCGCAGGUAUCGUGGGAGGCGCCCUCUGUGGCGUGGCAAAGAAAGCCUCCAUCUUUGGCAUUCGAGCCAUGCACUGCAAUGGCAAGGCGUCCAGUUCUGAUCUCAUUAAAGCAAUUGACUGGCUGGUAGAUCACGCCAGAUCCCCCGCCAUUGCCUCUAUGUCCAUUGGUGGUGCGGCGACAGAGGCGCUCGACAUGGCCGUGAAGGAACUGAUGAAGGCGGGAGUGUUUGUUGUCACUGCUGCCGGAAAUGAAAGGGCGGACUCGUGUACGAGAUCACCUGCCCGCGUGCCAGAGGUGCUGACGGUUGGGGCCGUGUCCGUAACAGACACGUUAGCGACUUUCUCCAACUAUGGAACCUGUGUAGACGUCUUUGCUCCCGGUGUGUCCAUUGUCAGUGCAGGAAUCAGCAGCGAUCAUGCUCACAUGUCGAUGAGUGGUACAUCUAUGGCAUGUCCACACGCUGCCGGCGCAGCUGCUAUCCAGCUUUCCAAGAACCCAAACUUGACAAUGCAGGACCUACAGCGCGCCCUCAUCGAUAACGCAACCCCAGGUGUCGUCUUAUCGGAGAGACGACAAACUCCGAACCGCCUUUUGUAUGUCCCGGAUGCUGAUGAAGCCGGACAGGGCAAAUAGAGCAUCAAAGUACACGAGAAAAGAAGCCUUUAAGGGAAAAUUUGAGGACAAGUGUGCUUUAUUUUUGCCACUGUUUAAGAAAGAAUUAAAGGCAGAAAACUACUAUUGUAAAGGAUAAUCAUACCACAAUUCACAAUUCACGAAAAAAUGACGGAAUUUCACUGAAAUAAAUCAUUCGUUGAGUGGAAAAUCUAUGUUGUGUUAUAUAUAGCAGCACAUAGCAAUAACUUAUAAUGAUACAGAGAAAUUCAUGUUAUCCAAGUGUACGCCUACAUUCUGUUUUCCUUGAUAGUAUUUCCCAUCUAAAAGAAAAUUCUAAGAAGUGGUUGAAAAUACCUAAUCAGCGAUUUGUUAUUAAUUCAUAUUUAAAACGCAGCCACAUCAAUCAUCAAACAUGUAAUGCAAGAUGACAGCUAUUAAAAGCAGCUAUGAGACAUUUAAUUGGUAAUUUUAAAAGUUCAACAAUUACACGAGAAUCCUUCACAUACUGUACGGCGAACUUGAGUGUCUAUAUUUGGGUUAACAAUUUGAAAGGCUAGCUGUCGAGUCAACUCACCGGGGCUGAUAGCGGGGUAUGGAUCAGGGGUGAGCAGGAUGACUGUAUACGGUCAAAACUCCAGUCUAGUCGGUACAAGCACCUCAGGUUACACGCUCAACGAUGCUUAGUUGGAAUCACUUACUUGCUUAAAGUAACGAGAAUAACAGGAAGAUCGAUACAUUGGAA